This is a messenger RNA of Oncorhynchus mykiss (rainbow trout), 4198 nucleotides long. Its product is annotated as nucleolar protein 4-like. Lineage: Eukaryota; Metazoa; Chordata; Actinopteri; Salmoniformes; Salmonidae. The record is from RefSeq and is a predicted model, not a curated record.
UUGCCGUUGCGGUUCGGGACAGCAGGCAAAGCGUCUCUGCAAACAGGUGUGCAGCUGCUGCCCGAAUCAGUUUCCUACGCCUUUAAUCCAGUUUAAGGAAAGGCAGAAAGCCAUUCCAUUUGCGGAACCAUCCUCCUCGACGCGGGACGGGCAGAGGAGGGGUAAAUCUGCAUUUUAGUAGCCUAGCUAUUAUAGCCUAUUAUUUGAAGGGACAAGCGUGUUACAAGAGCGAACGCUAUGGCAACAAAAAAAUCAUCAUGCACUGAUAUAACGAAAAGGAGCCAGAGUCCCGUCGUUUUAGAGGCUGAGAUGUUCCGUGAAUUUCAGGACUGGUGCCUCCGGACAUAUGGGGACUCGGGUAAAACAAAGACCGUCACCCGGCGAAAAUACAACAAAAUCAUGCAGACAUUGUUGCAAAACGAAGAGUCGGACAGCAUGUUUGUCGACAAUAGUCACAUCAAUGCUAAAUUCAAAUUCUGGGUGAAGUCGAAAGGGUUUCAGGUCGGGAGCAACAUCCUCGGGGAGCACAAGAAAGGAGCGUCAGGGAAGCCGGUCCUAUAUGUCCCGGUCAAGUCAACGUGUGCAGAUGCAGGCUCGGCCCAGGACAGCUCGUCCCUGAAGAGGGUGGCAGUGGUGGAGGACUUCUUCGACAUCAUCUAUGCCAUGCAUGUGGAGAUGGGUGCUGACCUUGGUAGAGCACCUAAACACGCUGGCCAGAAGAAGACCUACAAAGCUAUAGCGGAGACAUAUGCCUUCCUGCCCAGGGAGGCAGUGACACGCUUCCUAAUGAGCUGUGGAGAGUGUCAGAAAAGGAUGCACAUCAAUCCCAACACUGCAGAGUUUAAAGAAAAUGAUCGACCAGCAUCCCUGGUCCCGGACCUCAUUGACUACAACAUGCCCCUGACGGCCACCUACCUGAAACAGAUGAAACUACAGUGCAUGACUGCCAAUGAGCGGGAUGAAAGUUCGGUGAGCAGUGAGGACAUGGAUAUGGCUGAGCCCACGUGGGUCUCUGCUGAGCGUCCCCCUGUCCCUGAGCUCAGUCCCCCCAAUGGAGGGAUGGUACACAGCCCACAAGCCGCAUUGAAAGAGGAAGACGAGGACGACUCUGAGAGUGCCAACGGACUGCCAUCCCUGACCCCCCUGGAGGCAAUGGUUGUGGGCAGUGUCCCUUCAGAUGGUGUGGCUCCAUACAGGGAGGUGACUGAGAACGGGGUGAGUGCUCCCCUGGACUUUAGCACCACCACCUCCUCCUCUUCCUCCUCAGAGGACCAGCAACCAGUCAAUAUGACUGACAGACUGCUGCCUGUGGGUAGCCCUGUUGGGACGCCCUACUCAGCUGACCCUACGAGGAAGUCCCCUGGGAAACCAGACUACGGCAACAAGUCUCCUCAGCACAGCUCCGGAAGCUAUGACUCGUUGAAGACAGAACUGAGCAUGAGUGCUGAGGACCUGACCUCUGGGCGUGCUCAGAUCAUCGAUGAUGAUGAUGACGAUCAUGACGACCACGAUGACAGUGACAAGAUCACUGAUGCUGAGGGAAUGGACCCAGAGAGGCUGAAAGCAUUUAAUAUGUUUGUUCGUCUGUUUGUGGAUGAGAACCUGGACCGCAUGGUGCCCAUCUCCAAGCAGCCCAAGGAGAAGAUCCAGGCCAUCAUCGAGUCAUGCAGCCGACAGUUCCCUGAGUUCCAGGAGCGCUCCCGCAAGCGCAUCCGCACCUACCUCAAGUCCUGCCGCCGUAUGAAGAAGGUUGGUUUUGAGACACGGCCCACACCCCCACACCUCACCUCUGCCAUGGCAGAGAACAUUCUCGCUGCUGCUUGUGAAAGUGAGACACGCAACGCUGCCAAGAGGAUGCGACUAGAUGUCUAUCAAGGCCCUGAGGAACCUGCUACUGCUGAUAAAAACAGCUCCAGGGACCCGGUCUCAGUUGCCCCCUCAGGCUUCUCCCUGGCUGCCUCAGCCUACUCCCAGUCCCAGGACCCAGUAUACACCAACGGCACCAACAGGGGCCUCAACUACAGCUUCCGCAGUUACGGAGCAAUGAGCAACAACCUGCCGACCACCGGUGCCACCACCACACAGACCAAUGGUCCCACUGAUCUCAGUAUGAAGUCUGUGGCUCCCACAUCCUCUUCCUCCAGUUCUAACAGUCACAGUGGUCAGGGUGGAGGUGGGGGAGGUGCCUCGGCUCAGCUCAGCCCCCCUGAGGUCACAGCAGUGAGGCAGCUCAUCGCCGGGUACCGAGAGUCUGCCGCCUUCCUGCUCCGAUCUGCAGACGAGCUAGAGAACCUGAUCCUGCAGCAGAACUGAACCAUAAACAGGCCAGGCCAGACCGGACAAACUAUGCCGUGCCAAGACCCGUCUCCCCAGGCUGUCUGUCUGUACUAUCACCCUCAGUCAAACACAUUCAGACAGACAGACACUUAAUUAAGAGUUUAACUGAGUAAAGUGUCAAAGUAAAGACUAGGAGUAAAACUGCAUCGCACAAUUGGGCCAUACAGAUAGUAGAUAUAUGGUCACAGGAAUGCAAAGAAUUUACACAAAUAUAAAAUCCAUACAUUCAAACUAAUCUUAGUGCCCAGUUAGCUGUUUCCAUUCCCAUAACAAACCUACUCCUCACCCACUUCAUUCAUACCCCAGAAACACCGCAAAGUCACCUCCUUCCAUGGAUUUUCUUUCUAAACUGAGGAGGUAUUUGUCAAACAUGAAUUAUUGCUUCAUAUUUGGCAUUAUGACACUGCUCUGUUAACCUCAACCGUAGUUUGUAAAGUUUGAAGGUUUAGGUAUGCAAAGUGUGAUCAUAGAAAAGGGGGAUGUUAAACCUGGAGGGUAAAGUACUGUAACGUGUCCAAACCUACAGGCUUUGGAUUGUAGGCAAAAGGUUCAUGCUUCUGGGGAAAGUGUGUAACAGGGUGCAAUAUGGAAGAGAAUCAGUAAAUGCAAGCCAAUUUCCAUAUACUCAGUCUUUUUGUGGGACUUUGUGCAAAGGGAGGUCUUCUUAGCGUACCUCUACCUCCUCAUGCUUUUAGUCUCAGCAUGAUGAGCUAACCUGUAAAACAUUCCCCAGAGAUAGCAGAUUUACCACAAACAUCCCAUAAUAUUUUGUAAGGCUCCGCUGGGAGCAGUAAGGUAAUUUGUCAAUCAGGAAUGCUGUGUAAAAAGAAAGUGUCUCAUGGCAGCACUGUAGCUUCAUUGUUGUCUGUUCUGAAAGAUGCUCUUCUUUAUCUGGAACCUCAUAACUGAGGCCUUUCAUUGACUGGCACCAAUCAGACAGAUGUGAAUAGGACAGAACCUGAUAUACAAUGAUAGUAGACUUGAGGUCAAUGAACCUUUGUUCAGUAAUUUGAGUUUAUUUCAGAGACUAACAGUUUGGGUUGGUUUAAGUCAGUCAGAUAUGAACAGCAUAUGGUUGUGUCAUAAACUUUGUCUCGUGAACGUCACAUGGUCGUCUCAUGGAAAUGUAUGGUGAAUGCAUUGUGCUCCUUGUAACGGCUGUUGGUCUGCUAUAGAGAAAGAUUUCCCUCAAAAUCCCACCAGAUUCUCUCCACCUCAACUCCUUUUUCUUAUCGGUCUUUGCAUUUCUCAUUAGCAGAAAUUAUGACAUAAAACACACGGUUUAAAAAAGAAGCAAAAGACAAUCUUGAUCAUGUGUGAUGGCAUCACAGUUUACUCAACAGUUCCUUGCUAUGGUGUGUGUACUGUAUGUGAGAGCAGCACAGAGUACUGUAGCUGUAACAUCCUCUCUAUCAACAUACUUUGACAGGCCAGUCAUUUGGGCACUCUGUCCUAAGUGGUCGUUUUAUUGUUGGUAAACGUUGGCAUUAUUUCGGUUUGUUGUGUAAGUGAAGUGGAGUUGCCCUUUCAAAGCUCUUUAGUAAAAAAAUUGCUCUGUACACUUAAAUUAUUUUAAGUAGUCAACCCGGUCAGCACCUUAAACAGUGCAUUAGGAAAGUAUUCAGACACCUUGACUUUUCCACAUUUUGUUACAGCCUUAUUCUAAAAUUGAUUACAUUGUUUUUUUCCCUCAUCAAUCUACACUCAAUACCCCAUAAUGGCAAAGUAAAAAACAUGUAAUUUAUUACAUAUUAAAAACUGAAAUAUACAUUUACAUAAGUAUUCAGACCCUUUACUCAGUACUUUGUUGAAGCACCUUUGGCAGUGAUUACAGCCUCAAGUCUUCUUGGGUGUGACGCUA